Molecule: messenger RNA, 3200 nt
Organism: Xyrauchen texanus (razorback sucker)
Lineage: Eukaryota; Metazoa; Chordata; Actinopteri; Cypriniformes; Catostomidae
Product: b(0,+)-type amino acid transporter 1
Exons: 6
Coding region: 58-1479 (473 amino acids)
Biological process (GO): amino acid transmembrane transport
Cellular component (GO): membrane
Molecular function (GO): L-amino acid transmembrane transporter activity
Source: RefSeq, a predicted model, not a curated record
UAUCUUUUCCAUUUGAAAUCUAUCAAAAUCUAAACCACAAGACAACACUGCUCCACUAUGGCAACUGACAAGGACAGGGCACCGGAGAAGCUGAAACUGAGGACUGAAGUAGGGCUCCUGGGUGGGGUGUCCCUCAUUGCAGGGGUCAUGAUUGGAUCUGGAAUUUUCAAGUCUCCUCAGUAUGUGCUACUUUAUGUUGGGAGUCCAGGUGCAAGCCUAUUAAUAUGGGCUGCUAGUGGAGUGUUGGCCAUGUUAGCUUCCUUGUGCUAUGCUGAAUUGGGAACUGUGAUCCGUGAGUCUGGAGGAGAGUAUAUCUACAUCUUGUAUACAUCAGGAAACCCCAUGGCCUUCAUUUUUGCUUUCACCUCUAUUGUUGUGGUGAAACCAAACAGCAUCGUUGCGGUGGCACUUGUCUUUGCCCAAAAUGUCCUUGCGCCUUUCUAUCACGAAUGCCCGCCACCAGAUGGAGCAGUGAAGGGUUUGGCAGCCACAGGUAUUCUGUUCUUGGCAGUUGUGAAUUGUUCGAAUGUGCGCUUCUCCAUGGCAGUCACAGUAUUCUUCACGGCCAUAAAGGUGCUGGCUUUGGUAGUGAUCAUGAUUGGGGGAAUUGUGCUACUCAUUCAAGGGAACACCUCCAACAGCCUCCAGAACUCCUUUGAAGGGACCAAACUGAGUGUCAGGCCCAUUGGAAUAGCAUUCUACCAAUGUUUGUGGUCCUACAGUGGGUGGAACACCUUAAAUCGGGUUACUGAAGAGAUGAAGAAUCCUGAGGUGAACCUGCCAAGGGCCCUGAUGAUCGCUAUUCCCAUGGUAACAAUUCUGUACCUACUGGUCAAUGUCAGUUAUCUGGUUGUCAUGACGCCCACUGAGAUGAUAUCAUCCAGUGCUGUAGCUGUUACUUGGGGGAAUAAAGUUUUAGGAGGAUGGGGCUGGAUAAUGUCUGUGGCUGCAGCACUCUCAGCUUUCGGAUCUCUAAAUGGAUCUUUCUUCAGUGGAGGAAGAGUGUGCUAUGUAGCAGCAAGAGAGGGACACAUGCCAGAUAUUCUGGCCAUGGCUCACAUGCGCCGGCUCACUCCAUCUCCAGCCCUCAUUUUCACCACAGUAAUUUCUCUUAUUGUGCUCAUUCCCGGAGACUUCCAGAGCAUAGUCAACUUCUUCAGCUUCACUGCCUGGUUCUUCUAUGGGGUCACAUUUUCAGGCCUUCUGUAUUUAAAAAUCAAGAAACCUGAACUUCCACGAGCAAUAACGGUGCCCAUCAUCAUCCCUAUCCUUGUGUUGCUGGCUGCUGUGUUUCUGGUGCUGGCACCCAUAAUUGAUGACCCUCAGAUUGAGUACCUCUAUGUGACCCUCUUCAUCCUGAGUGGAAUGCUGCUUUACAUCCCCUUCAUUCACUUCAAGCUGUUCCCAGGAAUACUGGAUAAACUCACAGUCUUCCUCCAACUCGUACUGGAGGUGGCACCCACUGACAAAAACCUGUGAUGCUGAGGGAACAGUGUCAAUUCUAUUGCUUUUCAACUUUUACUCAACCCAGCAAGCCUUGCAAUAUUUUUGACAAGGAGAGAGAAAUGCAUCCACAAUUCUAAAUGCAAUAUAUGUUUGAUUUACUACACUGUGUAAAGGAGAAACAAAAACAUAUGAAUCAUUCAACAUUUCAAUUCUAUCCUUAAAAUGGUAUGGCUCUUGAAAAUGUGAUAAUGACAAUGUUUUUUGUUAUUGUUUCUCUGUGUAUCAAAAAUCAAAACAUCUGUCUUAAUAAUUACUGUUUUCUAAAACAAUGACAGGAAGGUGUGAAAAUGCUUAAAUGGCAUCUUAUGAUGUCUUAUUAAAUUAAAUCUUAAAGGAAUAGUUCACUCAAAAAUUGAAAUUCUCACAUCAUUUACUCAACCUCAUGCCAUCCCAGAUGUGUAUGACUUUCUUUAAUCUGCUGAACUCAAAUUAAGAUUUUUAGAAGAAUUUCUCAUCUCUUUUGGUCCAUACAAUGCAAGUGAAUGGGUGCCAAAAUUUGAAGCCAAAAAUCAGCAUAAUAGUAAUCCAUACCACUCCAGUGGUUAACCAUAUCGUCAGAAGCGAUAUGAUAGGUGUGGGUGAGAAACAGUGUAAUUUUUUGCAAUAAAUUAUCCUCCCUGCUCAGUCAGCCUCCACAUGAAAAGCCACUUUCCCAUUUUUCUUCUUGUAUUUUUGGUGAUUCACAUUCUUCAUGCAUAUUGCCCUCUUACUAGGCCAAGAGAAUAAUAAUGUCACAUGACAACUCUGGGGAAAUAUAUCAAUAUAAAUUAGUAUAUCUUGGGAUCUUAAUCCAAUUGAGAACCUGUGGUCAAUCCUAAAAGGCGAGUGGACAAGCAGAAGCCCACAAAUUGUGAUCAACUCCGAGCACUAAUAAGGCAAGAAUGGAUCGCCAUCAUUCAGGAUUUGGCCCAGAAGCUGAUAUCCAGCAUGCCAGAGCGAAUUGCAGAGGUUAUGAAGAACAAGGGUCAACACUGUAAAUACUGACUCUCUGCAUUAGUGUUGUCACAGUACCAAAAUUUCAGUAGUUGGUACCAAUACCAGUGAAAUUUCAUGGUACUCGAUACCAUUUUCGGUACCAAAGCAAAAACAGGUUACUAAACAACACUCUUUUAUUAACAAAGUCUACAUUACUACAUUAGCAGCAGAACUAAGAACAAAAAUAUGCCAUUGAGCAACACUUUAAUUUAAAUAUAUUAUUUAUUAAUUAUAACAAAACUGAACAAUGUAUGCUUAAAGUUGAACACUUAUAUAAGAUUUGCUUCAACUUUUGCAACUUUUCAUUUAAGUUUUUACCAAGUACUAAAAAAAAAGCCUAAAUGAACAAGCAUACAAUAGAAUUAAUAAAAAACUAUUUCCAAACUAAUGUGCAAAGUGCUCUCUUAUUAAUAAAGCUGCAUAUUGCCAAUUUUCUUCAUGAUAAGAAAUGCACAGUGACAUAUAUUAUGAUUAAAUAAGUCACGAGUAAGUUCUAAUUUAGCUGCAUUUAGCGUGCGCGCGCGAGGGAGGAGUUCCCCGAGGCAGAGUCUUUCUCAGCCGGUGAAGUUUCAAUCUCUCCCCCUUAGAUCGGGACAUUCGCGCAACCCAUAGAAGAGGCACCGACCACACAGAGAAAUGCCAGUUUCUGAGUUUAUAGUUAUUAACAUGACCUGCUUCUGUAUUAUUUGAACUUUAAUAAAGCAAUUUUACUGCAUUUA